AAUAAUUGGCGGCCCCGGCUUGGCCCUCAUCAAACCCUCACAGCGAAGGACACAAAAACACAGGUAGGGUUAGGCGACGCGGCGGCGAGAGCGCGAGAGUAGGAGGAGGCGUCGGCCAUGACGGGGAAGGCGAAGCCGAAGAAGCACACGGCGAAGGAGAUCGCCGCGAAGAUCGACGCGGCGACGACGAACCGGGGCGGCGGCAAGGUCGGGCAGGCGGAUCGGCUAGGGCAGGACAAGGGCGGGCACGCGAAGCUGGCGUGCCCGCUCUGCCGCACCCCGGCGCCCGACAUCAAGUCCAUGCAGAUCCACCACGAGGCGCGCCAUCCCAAGCUCCCUUUCGAGCCGGAGAAGCUCGUCAACCUGCACUCCUCCACCCCCGCCGCCGCCGAGGCCACCACCUCCAAGCCCAAGCCCGGGGUCCGCGGCAGCCUCAAGAAGUAGCUGGCUGGCUUGCCUGCCUGACUGCCUGGGGUAAUUCCCUUCGAUUUCAAUCCCAUCCACCGACCCGAUCUACAAUCAAUCAAAGUACCGCCCGCCCUCCGGCCUGCGGUGUACUGUUAGUCUGCUGCUGCUGCUUCUUAUCGUUGUUAUAUUGCUGAUACAUGUCUCGCGUGAUAGAUGUGCAACUAUAUAUCAGUCUCGUCGCCGGCAACACUGGCAUGCUUAAACAUGUGUCGCUGCUGCUCCGUGAUGCCGGCGACGGCUGCUAUUAGUGUUAAUGUUAGUGUCGAUCGGGUCUCCUUGAACAAUGGCAGGAAUCUGUUGCUUGUUUACUUUCUUCUAAUGGCAAGUAAAGUUCCCUAAUUGUUUCGUCUGCCGUUGGGUGUUUAAUACUGUCAGGGUUUCAUGAGACAGAUCCUCUCUUGUCUUGUGUAUGAAUAGUUUGUAUUG
Messenger RNA from Zea mays, 894 nucleotides. RefSeq lists its product as uncharacterized. Lineage: Eukaryota; Viridiplantae; Streptophyta; Magnoliopsida; Poales; Poaceae. The record is from RefSeq and is marked validated. The coding region runs from base 118 to 444 and encodes 108 amino acids. The transcript has a single exon.